Messenger RNA from Glycine soja, 1998 nucleotides. RefSeq lists its product as uncharacterized. NCBI's taxonomy places the organism in Eukaryota, Viridiplantae, Streptophyta, Magnoliopsida, Fabales, Fabaceae. The transcript has a single exon. The record is from RefSeq and is a predicted model, not a curated record. Bases 1 to 1998 code for a protein of 665 amino acids.
AUGGUUUUUUGUACCAUCAAUGACUUUCCAGCCUACGGAAAUUUAAGUGGAUAUAGUGUCAAAGGACAUCACGCAUGUCCUAUAUGUGAGCAGAAUACUAGUUUCCGCCAACUUAAACAUGGAAAGAAGACUGUGUAUACUAGGCAUCGAAGAUUUCUCAAACAGUAUCAUCCGUAUCGACGAUUGAAGAAGGCAUUCGAUGGAAGUCAAGAACAUGAAACCGCGCCAAAUCCAUUAACUGGCGAUGAAGUAUAUCAGCGGGUCAAGGAUGUCGUAAAUAUGUUCGGCAAGUCCCAAAAAAAACCAUCAUCCACUUCAAACAUGUGGAAAAAGAAGUCUAUUUUCUUUGAUCUUCCGUACUGGUCCGAUCAUCAUGUUAGGCAUUGUAUAGACGUCAUGCAUGUCGAGAAAAAUGUUUGUGAUUCUUUAAUUGGGACCCUCCUAAACAUUGAGGGCAAGACAAAGGAUGGUUUCAAGUGUCGUCAAGACUUGGUUGACAUGGGUAUACGUCAAGUGUUGCAUCCUAUCUCAAAAGGUAACAGGACAUAUCUGCCCCCAGCCUGUUACACAAUGUCAACAGCUGAAAAGAGAAGUUUUUGUGAAUGCUUGCGUAAUAUCAAAGUCCCACAAGGCUACUCUUCAAACAUCAAGAGUCUUGUGUCUGUGAAUGAGCUUAAGUUGGUUGGCUUGAAAUCACAUGAUUGUCAUGUGUUAAUGCAACAACUUUUGCCUGUUGCAAUCCGCGGAACAUUGCCUGAGAAGGUCCGUGUUGCAAUCAGUCGCUUGUGUUUCAUUUUUAAUGCUAUAUGUGCCAAGGUCAUUGACCCUAAACAGUUGGAUGCUUUGGAAGAUGAGGUUGUCGUUGUCCUUUGUCAAAUGGAGAUGUUUUUCCCUCCUUCAUUUUUUGACAUUAUGGUACACUUAGUUGUUCAUCUGGUAAGGGAAAUAAGGUGUUGUGGUCCUACGUAUUUUAGAUGGAUGUAUCCAGUUGAGCGGUACAUGAAGGUCUUAAAGGGUUAUACGAAGAAUCGACAUCGACCAGAGGCCUCAAUAGUGGAAAGAUACGUUGCUGAAGAAUGCAUUGAGUUUGCCUCACAGUACAUUGACUCAUUGAAACCUGUCGGUGUUCCUGCAUCCCGGCAUGAACAGCCAAUAGCCGGCAAUGGUACUCGUGGAUACAAUGUUGUGACAAUGACUAGACAUGACGUGUCACAAGCACAUUUGUAUAUAUUAAACAACACAACAGAGGUGUUUCCGUACAUAGAGGCUCACAAAAAACAUGUUAGAGAUAGUCACCCCAAAAUGAACAUGAUGAGGGUAUUGCAAGAGCACAACAAAACUUUCAUAAAUUGGUUUAGACAAACAAUACUUGCUGAUAAAAGUGUUUCCAGACGACUGACAUUGUUAUCCAUUGGCCCAAAUUUGAAUGUCCCUACAUGGAAGGGGUAUGACAUUAACAAUUAUUCAUUCUACACAAAGUCCCAAGAUGAUAAAAGUUCGGUACAAAACAGUGGGGUCUGUGUUGAUGCUGAUUCGGAGCACUUUUCCAGUACAUUGGAUAACAACCCCAUUCGAGCAUCCAUGUCUUACUUUGGUGUCAUUCAAGAAAUUUGGGAGGUUGAUUAUACAUCAUUUAGAGUGUCUGUUUUUAAGUGUCAGUGGGUGAACGGGACAACGGGUGUGUUUCAAGAUCCAUUGGGAUUUACUUUGGUAGACCUUAGUAAGGUGGCAUAUAUAGACGAACCUUUCAUUAUGGCAGCACAAGCCAGACAAGUUUUCUAUGUACAAGAUCCAUGUAAUUCAAGUUUGUCUGUGGCUCUGCAAGGAAGACCAAGUGGAAUGAAUUACCAUAAUGAUGAGCCAACCCUUGACAUUGGUCAAAUGUCUGGUUUUUCAAAACAAUUGCCUUCAAUGAAUGAAGCUGAUGAAGUGGAUGAUGGACAUGCAAAUCGUGUAGAUCAUGAUGAAGGUCUAUGGGAAAACAUCCCUACAGGCUGA